GGCCUCCCAACUUGCCCUCGCAUGCUGAAUUGGCCGCCUAUCUGCGAAUGGCCGGCCGCCGACCCUAAGUCGCAAUAACUUGAACGGAGCCGAUGCAAAGUCCUUAUCGAACGCUCGUUAUUAUAAACGGGGCAGACCUAGGUAUUUAAUUAUAUCAAAACCCUCCGCAAUUUCGCUAAUCAUUCCCUAAUUUCUUCUACUUUGGCGUCUAGUGCUGUGGUCGCGCUUGCUCUCAAAGCUCGCUGGGAGGCAGUGGAGCGUCUGGCUUAAAAUCGAUCGCCGCAACCCUAGAGUUCCUUUCACUUCUUUCUCUCUUGCGUGGAGAGCAUCGACAUCGAAGAGCUGCAUCUUGUCUUCUGAAAGGUUGUCACCAUGGGAAAGGAGAAAUUCCACAUCAACAUCGUCGUCAUUGGUCAUGUCGACUCCGGAAAGUCGACGACCACUGGUCACCUUAUCUACAAGCUGGGAGGUAUUGACAAGCGUGUGAUCGAGCGUUUCGAGAAGGAAGCUGCUGAGAUGAACAAGCGUUCGUUCAAGUACGCCUGGGUGCUCGACAAGCUGAAGGCAGAGCGCGAGCGUGGUAUCACGAUCGAUAUUGCUCUGUGGAAGUUUGAGACCAACAAGUACUACUGCACUGUCAUCGAUGCCCCCGGUCACAGGGAUUUCAUCAAGAAUAUGAUUACUGGAACUUCCCAGGCUGAUUGCGCCGUUCUCAUCAUCGACUCAACCACCGGAGGAUUCGAGGCAGGUAUCUCUAAGGAUGGCCAGACCCGAGAGCACGCUCUCCUGGCUUUCACUCUGGGUGUGAAGCAGAUGAUCUGCUGCUGCAACAAGAUGGAUGCAACCACCCCGAAGUACUCGAAGGGCCGUUACGACGAGAUCAUCAAGGAGGUGGCUAACUAUUUGAAGAAGGUCGGGUACAACCCCGACAAGAUUCCCUUCGUGCCAAUUUCUGGAUUCGAAGGAGACAAUAUGAUUGAGCGAUCUACUAACCUUGACUGGUACAAGGGACCUACCCUCCUCGAAGCUUUGGACAGCAUCAGUGAGCCUAAGAGGCCUUCCGACAAGCCCCUCAGGUUGCCCCUUCAGGAUGUGUACAAGAUUGGAGGAAUUGGAACUGUCCCAGUGGGACGAGUGGAGACUGGAGUCAUCAAGCCCGGUAUGCUUGUGACCUUCGCUCCCACCGGUCUGACCACUGAGGUUAAGUCCGUCGAGAUGCACCACGAAGCUUUACUCGAGGCUCUGCCCGGUGACAACGUCGGAUUCAAUGUGAAGAAUGUCGCUGUCAAGGACUUGAAGAGAGGAUUUGUUGCAUCCGACUCCAAGAACGACCCUGCCAAGGAGGCUGCGAACUUCACCUCCCAGGUUAUCAUCAUGAACCACCCGGGACAGAUCGGAAACGGAUACGCCCCAGUUCUCGACUGCCACACUUCCCACAUUGCAGUGAAGUUUUCCGAGAUCCUGACCAAGGUCGAUCGUCGAUCAGGAAAGGAAAUUGAGAAGGAACCAAAGUUUUUGAAGAAUGGAGACGCCGGAUUCGUUAAGAUGAUUCCCACCAAGCCCAUGACUGUGGAGACCUUCGCUGAGUACCCACCUCUUGGACGAUUCGCCGUGCGCGACAUGAGGCAGACCGUCGCCGUCGGAGUUAUCAAAGCCGUCGAAAAGAAGGAGCCCUCUGGCGCCAAGGUCACCAAGGCCGCCGCCAAGAAAAAGUGAAUCGGGGCGACUGACAUCACAUUCCGGAUAACGGACGAUCCUGAAUCUGUUGACCGUUACGACAGAUGCGCUAAGCCUUGCCGAUUGCUCGAUAGGAGGAGGUUUCUUGCCCGCCUUCAGCAGACUUGGGUCCUAGACAGGCGGUGGCAAGGCUUGGAGGACACCGUAGGAUAUGUUUCGUGAUUAUGGUGUUAAAGUCGAUUUUGACACAUUGAGUUCUGUAUCAUUUUCAUAUCAACCUUUACCACUCUGUUUCGUAUUCGUCCAAACACAUCAUA
Marchantia polymorpha subsp. ruderalis is the source of this 1994-nucleotide messenger RNA. Lineage: Eukaryota; Viridiplantae; Streptophyta; Marchantiopsida; Marchantiales; Marchantiaceae. The record is from the annotation of a GenBank genome assembly.